UCACAACAACCUCAAACUGUUGGAGUCAGGCGAUCCUCUUGCCUCAGCCUGCCAGCCAAAAUGAAGUUCAAUCCCUUUGUGACUUCGGACCGAAGCAAGAACCGCAAAAGGCAUUUCAAUGCACCUUCCCACAUUCGCAGGAAGAUUAUGUCUUCCCCUCUUUCCAAAGAGCUGAGACAGAAGUACAAUGUUCGAUCCAUGCCCAUCCGAAAGGAUGAUGAAGUUCAGGUUGUCCGGGGGCAUUAUAAAGGUCAGCAGAUUGGCAAAGUAGUCCAGGUUUACAGGAAGAAAUAUGUCAUCUACAUUGAGCGGGUGCAGCGGGAAAAGGCUAAUGGCACAACUGUCUACGUGGGCAUUCACCCCAGCAAGGUGGUCAUUACUAGGCUUAAACUGGACAAAGACCGCAAAAAGAUCCUUGAACGAAAAGCCAAAUCUCGCCAAGUAGGAAAGGAAAAGGGCAAGUACAAGGAAGAAACAAUCGAGAAGAUGCAGGAAUAAAAUAAUCUUAUAUGCAACUUUCAUUAAACACU
This is a messenger RNA of Nycticebus coucang (slow loris), 530 nucleotides long. RefSeq names its product 60S ribosomal protein L26-like. The record is from RefSeq and is a predicted model, not a curated record. The transcript has a single exon. Gene Ontology annotation, cellular component: cytosolic large ribosomal subunit; ribosome. Gene Ontology annotation, molecular function: structural constituent of ribosome; RNA binding. Bases 61 to 498 code for a protein of 145 amino acids. Gene Ontology annotation, biological process: ribosomal large subunit biogenesis; cytoplasmic translation. Lineage: Eukaryota; Metazoa; Chordata; Mammalia; Primates; Lorisidae.